AUGGCAAAUAAACCCACACUCGCAGAUGCUCCAUUCGACCAGCCAUCGGCGGACAUUGUCCUCCGCAGCGCAGACCGCGUCGAUUUCCGCGCUCACCGUGUCAUCCUCGCUCAAGCAUCCCCCUUCUUCGCCGACAUGUUCUCCCUCCCCCAGCAAUCCCCACCCGACGUAGAUGCACUGCCGGUCGUGGACAUGGCGGAGGACAGAAAGACGCUCCGUCGGCUCCUCCUCCUCUGCUACCCCGUCGAUAAGCAGGAGCUCGAGUCGGUCGCGGAUAUUGGCCCCGUCCUCGCCGCGGCACGCAAGUUCGACAUGGAGUGGCCGGUCAGGCUCCUUGCGCGCGAUCUGACCGCAUCUAUCUCCCGCUCGCCACUCCACGCGUGGGCAUGCGCGUGCCGGAGUGGGCUUGAGGACGUCGCGCGGCGCGCCGCAGAGGAGAUCAAGCGCCGCGCAUCCUCCAGCGUCACCGGAACAGAGGUCACGGACUCGGGCGUCGCGCUGCUCUCUGCGCUGCGCGCUGCUCUGGAGGAGGAAGGGCUGGCGGACGUUUUCCAAGGAGUUAGCGGCGGCGCUUACUUCCGCCUGCGCGAGUACGUCCGCAACGCAUCCCCCUCCUUCUCCAUCAGCCCCGAGUCUGGCCAGUCGGAAACCACCCCGCCAUCGAACAUCAUCUUGGCUGGCGCGUCGCCGAUGACGAUUCGUCCUGAAUUCCUUCCACCGUACCCUCCCCCCGACGCCACGAUCUUGUGCUCGGACGGCGUGCUCGUCGAGGCGCACGAAGUCAUCAUUGCGCUCCGUCUCCCCGGAAUCUCCGUCGCGACCCCCGCGCCCUCUCCUAAUGGCUCCUACGUCGAUCUCGCUACGGAAGGGGAUCGCAUUCUCGAAGCACCUUCACCACAGCAGGGCACGUACACCCUCAAUGCCCCCUCGACGGCGCUCGUCGACAUCCUCGCGCUUUGCUACCGCGGCAAAAGCAACGCACCCGUCCGCGGGACCGACAUUGACGGCCUCGUGCUCGCGCUAGCCGCGUGCGAAAAGAUUCCGAUGGACACGCAGAUGCUCAAUGCUCCUCGACAGCUCUGGGAGCAGUGCAUCGAGAUCGACCCUUUGGGAGCGUACCUCGCGGCAGCGGAGCGCGGCCUUGGGGAAGAGGAGAUCCGAGCGGCGGCACGCAAGGCCCUGGAACUCCCUCUGCUUGGCUUGUAUACAGAACAGUUGGAGGGCGGCAACGCGAUAGCGUACGAGCGACUCCUGAAGUAUCAUCAUGACGCCUCUGUGGCUGUCGUCGGUGUCCUCGUGCAUGUGGGCGACAAUUGGAGGGAGAAGCUGCCGAGCUUUCGUAUCAAAGAAGAUCCCUCAAAUAUAGAACUCUUCACAACCCCGGCACAGCUUAUAACGGAUGCUGCACGCAAGUUGUCUGUAGGGCAACAUGCCCCAGGAAUGCCGUCAGAGGUUAUGGGCAUUGACAUAUCGACACUUACCGAGGCAGCGCUGCAGCAGUGGAAAUCCUCGUGCACGAGCACAAGCCCUAAGAAGUACUACGGCGUGGUUCGAGAGGCGUUGAAGGAAAUGGAAAGCACAUUACAACCUAGAAUUCGCGGCGUGCUGGAUGCGUCGCGGCUCGCGCUGUGA
This is a messenger RNA of Epithele typhae, 1632 nucleotides long. RefSeq lists its product as uncharacterized. The record is from RefSeq and is a predicted model, not a curated record. Gene Ontology annotation, molecular function: protein binding. The coding region runs from base 1 to 1632 and encodes 543 amino acids. Lineage: Eukaryota; Fungi; Basidiomycota; Agaricomycetes; Polyporales; Epitheliaceae. The transcript has 2 exons.